This is a messenger RNA of Sphenostylis stenocarpa, 849 nucleotides long. Lineage: Eukaryota; Viridiplantae; Streptophyta; Magnoliopsida; Fabales; Fabaceae. The record is from the annotation of a GenBank genome assembly.
AUGAAAUUCGGAAAGAGCCUCAGCAGCCAGAUCGAGAAGACUCUGCCGGAGUGGCGCGACAAGUUCCUCUCCUACAAGGAGCUCAAGAAGAAACUCAAGCAAUUCGACCCUCCGGCCGUGGCCGAAGAACGCCCCGGAAAACGCCUCAAGCCUGAUGCCGCCGCCGACAUGACCAAGGAGGAGAUCGACUUCCGCAACUUGCUAGAGAAUGAACUCGACAAAUUCAACACCUUCUUCGUUGAGAAGGAGGAAGAGUACAUUAUCAGACUCAAGGAGUUACAAGAUAGGGUGGCCAAAGUUAAGGAUUAUAGUGAAGAGAUGAUGAAAAUCCGCAAGGAAAUUGUGGAUUUCCAUGGAGAGAUGGUCUUGCUGGAAAACUACAGUGCCCUUAACUAUACAGGGCUAGUGAAAAUACUGAAGAAGUAUGACAAGAGAACUGGUGCUCUCAUCCGCUUGCCCUUCAUUCAGAAGGUCUUGCAACAACCUUUCUUUACCACAGACUUGCUCUACAAACUUGUAAAAGAGUGUGAAACAAUGCUGGACCGCCUUUUCCCUGUUAAUGAUCCUCCUCCAGUUUCUGGUGAGACAACUCCCCAAGCUGAAGGUUGUGAUCCUUCAACUUCAACCACUACCAAGAGUGAUGGUGGUUUGCUGAUUCCCAAGGAAUUAUCUGAGAUUGAGUACAUGGAGAGCCUUUAUAUGAAGAGUACCGUAUCAGCUUUGCAUGUUUUGCAGGAAAUUAGAAGUGGAAGCUCAACUGUUAGCAUGUUUUCAUUGCCACCGUUGAAGAUAAAUGGUUCAGAAGAAACAUGGAAGAAAAUCCCGGUUCUUGAACAAGCAGCCAAGUAA